AUGCCUCGCCGCUGUGGCUGCAACGUGGACCUGGAUCUGCCCGGAGGUGUCGAUGCGCGAGUCGUGCUGCUAGAUCUCAAUGGGUUCAACGAGCAGUUGUCGGGACCUAUCAUUGAUCUCAUAGCAUUGAUCAACUCGAGGCGACCAUCGACCAUUUUCAGCAUCGAGUCAGAAAGCGGUGUCAAACUCACCAAUGACUUCACCACCCUCUUCCAGCGGGUACAUAACUUCAGCCCAACGAUAACGCAACUCCCUUCUGGUCCAUCCCUAACGACCAACAUUCCAACAUCACCACUGUCCACCAGCUUCCUCACAUCCCUACCCAGCGUUACCUCAACGAACUCUACAGACCCAAACACAAGAAGACUCCACCACCAAGUAGCAGUCGGUGGCACCUUCGACCACCUACACAUCGGCCACAAACUCCUCCUGACCGCUACAAUCCUCCUCGCCGACCCAUCACAACCCCGCAAAAUCACAAUCGGCAUCACCGGCGACGCCCUUCUCGUCAACAAGAAACACGCCUCUGCCCUCGAAUCUUGGUCUGUCCGCCAACAGCGCUGCGCUGAUUUCGUCGAAACGAUUCUAUGUUUCCACCCCAAUCCCUCAGUCAUCCGCAGUGUAGAGGAACGUAACGACGAGGAUGUGCCCAACGGGAAAGUAGUUGCUGUGACGUACACACCUAGCAAGGGAAGUGGCCAGACAGCGGAAGGAGACGAAUCGUCGAUAACGAUAAACUAUACUCAGAUCCAGGACCCAUUUGGGCCAACGAUUACGGAUGAGAAUAUCACCGCACUGGUCGUGACAGCAGAGACCAGGGCGGGCGGGAAAGCGGUCAAUGACAAGCGGGAGGAGAAAGGGUGGGCAGAGCUCGAAGUCUUUGAGGUCGGCGUGCUGGAAUCGGGGUCUGGAGAUGGAGAGGUAAAGGAGGGAUUCGAGGGGAAGAUUGGAAGUACGGAGAUCAGGCGGCGGAUCGUGGAACUGCAGCAGCAGACGGAGAAGUAG
This is a messenger RNA of Cyphellophora attinorum, 1005 nucleotides long. RefSeq names its product Phosphopantetheine adenylyltransferase 2. The transcript has a single exon. The record is from RefSeq and is a predicted model, not a curated record. Gene Ontology annotation, biological process: coenzyme A biosynthetic process. Bases 1 to 1005 code for a protein of 334 amino acids. Gene Ontology annotation, molecular function: dephospho-CoA kinase activity. NCBI's taxonomy places the organism in Eukaryota, Fungi, Ascomycota, Eurotiomycetes, Chaetothyriales, Cyphellophoraceae.